UCAAAAUUUCGCCCCACCCCCUUCCGCCCACACAAAGGACGAAAAUCUGUUGCAUCCACAAUAUUGCACAUUCGAGUGCACCAGCGCCACCAUCAAGGAGGGUCGAGAGAAAACCCGUGGCUGGUUCAGCAGGGUCUGACCCUGCCCAUGGCCGUGCGGGCCGCCUUCCGGUGGCUCCAGCUGAAUGCCCUGGACCAGGUGGGCCUCUUCCGGAAGAGCGGCGGCAAGUCGAGGAUCAUCAAGCUGCGCGAGCAGAUCGAAGUGAGCGACUCGACAGCCGAGUGCAUGGAUGUGUUCGAUCUGCAGCAGGCCUACGACGUGGCACACAUGCUCAAGCAGUACUUCCGCGAACUUCCCGAAUCUCUGCUAAUGACCAAGAUGUCCGAGACAUUUGUGGCAAUCUUUCAGCAUCUGCCAGCGGAUCAGUGUGCCGUGCUCCUGCUGCCCGAUGAGAACAGGGAGAUCCUGUACGUCCUGCUCGAGUUCCUCACCAUUGUAGCCGGAAACUCGUGCCAGAACCAAAUGACCAGCAACAAUCUGGGCGUGUGUCUGGCCCAGUUCAUCUUCCACUCGUCCAUUUCCACCGGAUCGGCCUCGGUCUCCGCCUCACCCCGCCGCAAGGGCAAGGGCACCGGCAUGCCAGACAUGAAGGAGCUGGCCGAGGCGAAGGCCUCGCACGAGUGCCUCUCCUUCAUGAUCGAGCACUACAAGCAGAUCUACACAGCCGGCAAGGAGAAGCUGGCCAAAUGCAACUUCAGCUACAUGGAGGAGUCAAAGCCGGUGCCCCUGGAGGCCCUCGGUGAGGGCAUGCAGUUCCACAACUGGCGGGGCUACCUCUACGAGUGCACCAGCGCCACCAUCAAGGAGGGUCGAGAGAAAACCCGUGGCUGGUUCAGCAUCAACUCCCCGAAUGACAGCAGUGUGGACAUCGCCUACAAGAAGGUGGGCGAUGGCCAUCCCCUGCGCCUGUGGCGUUGUUCCACGGAAAUCGAGGGACCACCGCGAGAGGUGCUCGAGUACGUGAUCAAGCAACGCGCCUCCUGGGACAUAAAUCUGCUGCAGUGCCAGACAGUCAAGAAGUUGGACGAUCGCACGGAGAUCUAUCAAUACGCCCUCGAUGGGCAGCUAACAACCGACUUUUGUGUCUUGCGUUCCUGGCAAACGGAUCUGCCACGUGGUGCCUGUGUCAUUGUGGAGACCUCCAUUGACAAUGCCAAGGCCAAGCCCUUGUAUGGAGCUGUGCGCGGCGUGGUCCUUGCCUCUCGCUAUCUCAUCGAGCCCUGUGGCAGUGGCAGAUCUAGAGUAAUGCAUUUGGCCAGAGUGGAUGUCAAGGGUAAAACACCUGAGUGGUACAACAAGAACUACGGACACAUUUGCUCCCACUACCUGUCCCGCAUACGCCUGGCGUUCAAGCAAGUGGCCGAUGGACCCGAGAGCACGGAGAGCGUGAAUUAUUUCUGGAAAAAAUGGAAAAACCUUAAGGAAAGAACCUUAAAACGUGUAAAGCAAAUUCAAACUAGUCAAAUUUUAUAAAUUUAAGUUAAACUACUACUAACCCCAAAUACACUCACAUUAAGCGAAGGUCUUUGCCACUCAAUAGUUUUGUCCAGAGUUAAUGAUUGAUUGAUUGAUUUAAAACGAUAGAAUACA
Drosophila miranda is the source of this 1650-nucleotide messenger RNA. Its product is annotated as stAR-related lipid transfer protein 13-like. NCBI's taxonomy places the organism in Eukaryota, Metazoa, Arthropoda, Insecta, Diptera, Drosophilidae. Gene Ontology annotation, biological process: signal transduction; actin cytoskeleton organization; regulation of Rho protein signal transduction. The transcript is spliced from 7 exons. Gene Ontology annotation, molecular function: lipid binding; GTPase activator activity. The record is from RefSeq and is a predicted model, not a curated record. The coding region runs from base 148 to 1533 and encodes 461 amino acids.